AUGGAGGACGCAGUAAACACAGACCGCGAUGUCCCUGAGGACCGUCGCAUGACGCGCGGUAUGAAGGCCGCGGGUGAAGUGAUUCCUCCGGUCGUUCCCCCCGUUAAGAAGCGGUCGAGAUUGCAGAAGUCCAAGCCGAUCGAUGUAAAGCCAGAGGAUUCCAAGGACAAUGACAACAGGUCAUCUCAGGAUCUUUACCAACUCUCAGUCAAGCGCAAGAAGGCAAAGACACCUCCGUUUGACCCCACCAAUCCGUGGGCAUGCGGCCCAGAUGGCGUUCCAGUCAUUGACAGAAUCGUCUGGCAUCUCACCAGAGCCUACGCCAGGACCCCCACAGAAGAUGAACUAUCGGAGGCGGUCCACAAGUACAAGUGGCGCGCCACUACAAAACAUAGUCUUGGGGAUCUGAAGACGAUGGCCCUUACCGAGAAGCACCAGGCUCGCAAGAAGCUGGCAGAGAAUCCCGAAGACAAGCUCCAGCAAAUCAAACUUGAUCUACUCAAGGUGAUCACUGCCCACAGCACGGGCGAGUACUCCGACGCUAUGUCCGCAAAAUGGAGAGAGGGUCGCGAAAAGGUCAAGAUGGACUAG
This is a messenger RNA of Neurospora crassa OR74A, 591 nucleotides long. RefSeq lists its product as hypothetical. The transcript is spliced from 4 exons. The record is from RefSeq and is a predicted model, not a curated record. NCBI's taxonomy places the organism in Eukaryota, Fungi, Ascomycota, Sordariomycetes, Sordariales, Sordariaceae. Bases 1 to 591 code for a protein of 196 amino acids.